AAAACAUUUCAAACAAUUGAGUCAACACGUGGGGAAGUGUCAUGUGUCAAUUAAAACGUUCCUAAGAAACACUUAAGGUAGGACUCAACUAUCGGUUCUAUAAAAAGAAAAUAAGCUUUAAUUCGCUGAAGACAUUUUUGUCGGAGACCUUCUGAGUAAAUCUGGGUUUUCCAUCUUAUCUUUCAGGUCGUCUAUCAACUAACGUUAGGGAGCCUAUGGACCACUGGCAGUGGUGACAUACUUUACCGUCUAGUUUUCUGCCUGUUUGCGUUGUUCUUAGAGACGGAAUAGAGAUAAUAUACGUAGAUGUUUUUUGUUUUGUUUACGAUUCUUGGUUAUUCGGUGUAAUGGCAUGAUUGAUUAAAUGAAGGCUGCGUGGCUAUAACAGCAUUAACAGGUAAUCUAGGUAAAAGUCACGUCCGUUGAUAACAUAAGCAGACAGUAUGGCCCAGACGUGGAGCGGAGGUCACUCUGCCCCGGUGUUAUGCAUUCAGUCCGCCGGUGGAGGCGAGGCUCUGCUGGCGUCCGGGGCGGAGGGGGGUGAGGUGACUCUGUGGAGCCAGGAGGGGAUACCAGUCGCUCAGCUGCGGCUGGCCGGCGAGGAGGACGUCACCUGCACGGCCUUCUCCCCAGCAGCGCCGGGUCUCCUGUACGUGUCGCAUGGAGAUGCAGUCAGUGUACUUGACCCCAGAAACUUGAAAGAGCCCGUCGAGCAUCUAAGUGGAAUCGGUGAAGAUGAAAUCAACGGGCUGUCUUUUAACGACACCGGCGCCAUGCUGGCUGCGGGCGACGACUCGGGCGCCGUGAGGAUUGUGGAGGUACAAAGCGGGAAGGUUGUCCGGACGUUGCGCAGACACACAAACAUCUGCUCGUCUGUCGCCUUCCGUCCCCAGAGACCGCAAAGCCUGGUGACUGCUGGACUCGACAUGCAGGUGCUGCUGUGGAGUCUUCAGAAGGCGCGGCCGCUGUGGGCUGUGAGUCUGCAGCAGGAGCAGCAGGAGCAGCCUGGGAAGCUGUUCAACCCGCCGCUGGCCCACUGCGUGUCUGUGGCCUCCUGUGGAAACGUGUUCGCCGCCGCCGCCGAGGACGGCCGCCUGCACCUCAUGCGCGUGGGCGCAGGCUCCCGCCUCGAGCAGCAGGGGGCGCUCCAGGCCCACAGCCAGGGCGCCUCGCAGGCCCACUUCCUCAGCUUCCUGUCGCAUCCCUACUGGCUGGUCUCCGGGGGCAACGAUGGAGUGGUGGCUCUGUGGGACGUCAGUGCUGAAGGGCUCCCCCCGGAGGCCAAGACCAGCAACAGCAGCCGGCCAGCAGCCAGCCGUAGGAAAGCCAGAGGCAGACAGAGGGCCAAACAACAGCAGGCCAAAGCCCGCCCUCAGGGCUCAGAGCAGGAGGAGCAGGAGGAGCAGGAGGAAGAGGAGAAGGAGGGAGAGGCCUCUGGAGGGAGUGUGUGUGCGGACUCAGGGGAGAGUGUGUGUGCGGACUCGGGGACAGAGAAGAAGAAAGGACCUGCUGUCAGCUUCACUCACUUGGACAAAAUCAACUGGGUUUGUCCCGCGCUGCUCCAGGGAAAGCCCAGCAUCCUAGUGGCUGAUCAGAGCACUGACUUAUAUGUGUACCCCCUGACUGCACUCUAGCGCCCCCUGUGGACACCCACCUGGACUGCACUCUAGCGCCCCCUGUGGACACUCACCUGGACUGCACUCUUGCGCCCCCUGUGGACGCCCACCUGGACUGCACUCUUGCGCCCCUUGUGGACACCCACCCCCUGACUGCACUCUAGCGCCCCCUGUGGACACCCACCUGGACUGCAGUUCCUCAGGGGUCUAGCUAGCUGACUGGGUAUGUGGUAUUAGUAAGACAGACAUUUCAGAAAAUAAACUUAAAGACACACAUCUGAAUUGGGACGUGCUGAGACUAGCGGCAUUUGAUUGGAUGUUUUCUGUGCUUGACUCCACCCUCACUGAGACACUCAUGAGAUGAGCUAUGUUGAGUGGCCAGACUCUUCUGUGUGUGUUUAGUAGCUAAAGCUAAUUAAAGCUAAAACUAAUAAACAAUGUGCUGCAACAUUCUCUAAAUAA
This is a messenger RNA of Clupea harengus (Atlantic herring), 2078 nucleotides long. It is a transcript of the gene wdr53, whose product is annotated as WD repeat domain 53. The record is from RefSeq and is a predicted model, not a curated record. Lineage: Eukaryota; Metazoa; Chordata; Actinopteri; Clupeiformes; Clupeidae. Gene Ontology annotation, molecular function: protein binding.